GGAUCUUGGACUCCAAUGGCGCGGGUGCGGUGGUGCCUGAUGCUCUUCGAGGCCCUGGCCUACACUGCGCGGCGCCGCGACCUGGCCGUGCUCCUCAACGGCCUCAAGGCCUACCUGCACGCGCAUCCACUGCGCACCUCGCGCUGGCGCCCACUGCUUCUGUUCUCCAUCAUAACCGUGCUGCCACACUUCGCACUUUUUGUUGGCCAGAUGAGUCAGAUCCCCGCCCGUGGCGCGGUCGGGACGACCCAGGCCGUCGCGUACGUGGUGCUGUUCUCGGUGGGCGCGUUCGUGUCCGCCUGCUUGUAUAUGCGCAUCCUGUGCCCACUGGCGGUGCUGCGCGCCGCGGCCGCAGACCUGCGCAUCGACUGGAAGCGCGCGGUGCUGGCGGCCCUCGGUGAGGACGCCAUCAUCCACGACCACGACGCCGUCCCUCACGAUCACAACGCCAGCCCCCCCGUGCUCCACGGCCACGACACCGUCCUCCACGACUACGACGCCGGCCUUCAAAGCCCCGAAGCCAUCCUCCACAACCGCAGCAUCGACGGCCACAUGGCGGCCCUUGCCUGGCGAGCACUGCGCCAGCGCCAGCUCCUCCUCCACGACCUGGUGCGCAAGUCCAGCGACGCCAACGGGCCCUGCAUCCUGGCGCUGCUGUUGAGCCUCGCCGGCCUCACCACAGGCGCGAUGGACGUCCUCGAGAGUGACCUCAACGACGCAGACGUCGUUCCGGCGCUGCUGUACUACGUCUUGUUCAUCGUGUACGUCCUCGCCGUCACCGCAGUCUGCCAGUGGCCAGCGACAGAGGUUCGACCUUGCAAGGCCUUAAAGCAAUAUAAAUCAGCAGCUGUUGUUUCCUCGCACUCUUUUCUUCUUGUCGCAGUUUCAAGCAAUGGCCAUGGAGAUCAAAUGUCUUUCACUACGGUACCGGCGAGCCUUGGAGCCAAGCGCCCUCGGCGAGGCCCGGUCUCUGCUCAAAGACCUCGAGCGGCAGGACAACCGGUACGACCUUCUAGGAGUGUGCCACUGCGACGACAGCGCCCUCACAACAGUGAUGUCAGCAGUCUCCGUCUACUUAUUUACCUGCUUCGUGACGAAGGGCUUCACGAGAAUGCAAAGAAACAAAUAAAUCAAGGCUCGUCGUCAUACAGUAGGCUGCUGUGGUUUCAUCAAUGAACGUGACGACCAUUUUCUUUUUUAAAUGGAGUGCCAACACUUCGUGUUUUGAAUGACGAAUGGGUGAUUUUUGUACCAGUUUGUAAGGAUAGGGGUGGGAAAAUUUCCACUCAAAUAAAUACGAAUGAGACUUAA
Molecule: messenger RNA, 1311 nt
Organism: Thrips palmi
Lineage: Eukaryota; Metazoa; Arthropoda; Insecta; Thysanoptera; Thripidae
Exons: 4
Coding region: 16-1176 (386 amino acids)
Source: RefSeq, a predicted model, not a curated record